AUGUUUUUAUGGUUAUUGAUCUUUUUGCCGGCGAUUUGUGCACUCACCAAUGAAGAGAUUCAAGAUUUCCGAGGAUUAGGCGGCAGGGAAAGCGUUUUUUUGUUAGCCUUUGAGAAAAGGAUCGCCAAUUUGCCGAUGAAUGAACAACGCAAGGCAAUUGAGCGCUACGUGGCCACUAUUGCUCCACAUCGAAGAGAAAGCUAUGAACUCUUUAAAAUGCAAAAGAAUAAAGACUAUGUUCAAAGAAUGAUUCAGUUAAAACAGAAAGUGUUUGGAAUUCUUGGAAGAGAGAAGUUCAGCAAGUUGAUGGUGAUCCUUCACAAUCCGAAAAUGAGUCGAGAAGUUCGUCUUUUUAAUGCAAACGAUUUGAUAAAAGAUGUGAAAUUGAUAGGACAAAAAGCAGUGAUAAUGGGAUGGGCAAAAGAUGAGAUACCGGCCGGGAUUCAA
Messenger RNA from Mesorhabditis belari, 447 nucleotides. The record is from the annotation of a GenBank genome assembly. NCBI's taxonomy places the organism in Eukaryota, Metazoa, Nematoda, Chromadorea, Rhabditida, Rhabditidae.